CAGGAUUCUCACCAGGAGCUCUUGUGGUUAGAUGUAUGGCAUCUGCCCGCAAAGAUGUCCCAUCUAAAAGAUGAGGAGCUGGGGAAGAAAGAUGACGACCACCGAUUCUCACCAGCACGUUCUCAAUCGCUACCCCUUUCAAAAUUGCCUCGCCCUCGAAGGCUUAUUUUAGCGUUGAUUGGUCUUGUGCUGGUUUACCAGUUCUUCAAGCAUAUGCCGACCGACCUGAGCCCAGCCCGCGAACGAUAUGAUCCACGACUUAGACAGCAACAUCCUCCCUCUCCGCCUCCAAAUCCCGAACAGCCAUCUGCAGUACCUCAACGCGAUAUUCCUGUGGGAUUGGGGAUACAACAGAGCGAGGACAAGGGUGAAUUGUACGAUGGGAAAAUCAAGCUCUAUGAGUUGGCCAAAUCGCUACCCACGGAUAAGCACCCAGAGAAUGCGCCUAGUGAUGCCGUGGUGUUCGCUGGAUCCAAUCUACACAGUAUCGCAGACAUGCUACCUUUAGCCUGUCGGAUGGCACGCGAGCAGCGGAAUCAUGUUCACUUGGUCGUGUUUGGCAAGGAAGAGGUUUCAGUCGAAGGCAUUAAACAGGUGAAUGGGAUUGCAGAAUCUGACUGUCCAAUCGUAUGGCAUGACAGUCGACCAGACUAUGCUGCCCAGUCCACGGAUGCCCGAUUGGCACGCGCUGUCAAAGGUGGCCUCGGAUUCAUUCAAACUUUCAUCGCCCCAGACGUAAUUAUUACACAGAAAAAAGAUUGGGAAGACUCAUUUUUCUGGGCCGGACUUGAGCGUCAUCUAUGGGAAGCCCCCACUCCCACUCCUCAUAUCGCUCUUCCAACCACUUCAAAUGAUAUCAUGUGGCUAGCGACCAUUGAUAGCACGGCUCUCAGAGUUUGGAAUGAUAUUCAUGUUGACAUGGUGGUUCAUGCAUCUCAAUCAGCCUCCCUUGCCAGGCUUAUCCGGUCGCUUGAUGCUGCUGAUUAUCUGGGGGCCGCUCCAAGAUUGACGAUAGAACUUCCGCCACGGGUAGAUGAGACAGGUCUCUUGGAACAUCUGAAAGGCUUAACCCAAUUGAAAAAGGAUCAGAUCAUCCUUCGGCGACGCAUUCAACCUCACUUCAUGGACGCUGUUGAAGCUUCUAUCCAAACCGUUGAGUCAUUCUAUCCCCUCAACCCAGGUGUAUCUCAUCUACUUUUGCUAUCCCCGGAGACUGAGCUGGCUCCAUCAUUCUACCACUAUCUAAAGUACAGCAUUUUGGCCCAUAAACAGCCAACCAGUACUUCGACAUCCAAGCUCAUUGGAAUCUCUCUUGAUCUUCCAUCAGAUAAUCCCUCAACAAACGAUGGCCCUCUUUCCUUGCCAUCAUUAGGAGCUGAAUCGGAAUCCAUUCCCUCGUUUCUCUGGCAGGCUCCAAAUAGCAAUGCCGCAUUGUAUUUCGGGGAUAAAUGGGCGGAGUUUCAUUCCUUCCUUUCGAGUCGCCUUGAUGCUUCGGAAUUCAAAGCAACCAUUCCGGUUCAGAAUAAGCUCAUUUCCACAAAGUACCCAGCUUUCAUGGAAUAUCUCCUUGAGAUGAUGCAGGCUAAAGGAUACUAUAUGCUUUAUCCCUCGCUUUCAAGCACUGGGGUGCCACGUCUGGUGAACGUUCACCAAGACUUGUCUCAAUCCCCAGAAGAGUUCAUGGAGGAUAGGAAGGAAGAAUUGUCUGGGGGAGAAGACGGCGAUGAUAUUGAAUUAGUAUCACUGGAAAAGGAGCCGAGCCAGAAAUCGACCAUUAUGACACUAUUUGACACCUUUCCACGAGGUUUUCUGGGUCUUGGCAGCUUGCCUCUACUCUCUUUUGAAGGAGAGCAGUUGACUGAUGAAAAUCUCAUACAAAAGACCGAGGACUACUUUCAACAAUUCCGAUCUCGAUACGGAGGUUGUUCUAGUAGUCAGGCGGCUUCUGAACAUUCCUCUGGGGAUCUAUUCUGCCUUGAUGAAUGA
Messenger RNA from Penicillium verhagenii, 1986 nucleotides. RefSeq lists its product as uncharacterized. The annotation marks the transcript as partial. The record is from RefSeq and is a predicted model, not a curated record. The transcript has 3 exons. NCBI's taxonomy places the organism in Eukaryota, Fungi, Ascomycota, Eurotiomycetes, Eurotiales, Aspergillaceae.